GGGAGGAAGGGACGGAGGAACGAUGGCUCUGAAAGGAGUCUUCAAGGAACGACUUCUUCAGAUCGUUUCGGUGGCAACACAGGUGGCCAUAUCUCGGCGAGUGCAGAGGUACAAGCUCGCAUUGCGCGGGCGUCAAGACGCCGAAAACAGCCGAACAAGAUCGACCUCGAACCAGUCAACGCCAAUGAUAUGGGGAUGGAGUGUAGACGCAUCGUAGAACGCGUUUUCGUUUGAAGUUGGCGUCUUGUUUGAAAGUAGAUGUGACAGAUUUGCGUAGAAUAGGGUAAGAUGUUAUCAUGAACGGAGAUGAAAGGGCUUUUCCAACACGGAGAUGUAGCAUGGAUCAAAGCAUUUGUUGGAUUUCAGCUUUUACAAGAGGACAUCAACGCAGUAGUAUUUUAGCAAGCUUACGAACGCAUGUAGGAUACCAUAAGGAUU
Ectocarpus sp. CCAP 1310/34 is the source of this 438-nucleotide messenger RNA. Lineage: Eukaryota; Phaeophyceae; Ectocarpales; Ectocarpaceae. The record is from the annotation of a GenBank genome assembly.